AUGUCGUCCGGCAGCGUACAAAUUCACCAUGUUUGGGCGACGAAUUUUGAUGCUGAAUUUCAUCUUCUAACUCAGAUGCUAUCAUAUUUUUCGAACGUCACCAUUGAUACAGAGUUUCCGGGCGCUAUAUAUCCAUCCAGGCCCCCCUCCUUUCCUUCCCUGCAAUAUUCCGAGAAGUACUACCAGUCUCUCAAAGCAAAUGUUGAUUGUAUGAAUCUCAUUCAGCUGGGCAUCACUCUCACCGACAACUAUGGCAGACUCCCCAAGUUUGACGAUCAUUACGUGGUCUGGGAGUUCAAUUUUAGAGAUUUCGAUGUCUCCACCGACUUACAAGCGCCAGAAGCCAUACAACUCCUCAGGAGCCAUGGAAUCGAUUUGGAGAAGACCAGGGAGCACGGCAUUGAUUCAGCGCUGUUUGCACAACGGAUGUGCGAGUCUGGGCUAGUUCAUUACGACUUGGCUUCUGGGACUCGUCUUCUACACCGUUCAUACUACGACAUUGCAUCAGGUAUUCGCUAUCUAGUGCGACCGAGAUGGAUAUGUUUCCAAGGAGGCUACGAUUUUGCUUACCUGAUAAAGAUAUUGAGCCAUGGGAGACCACUGCCGGAGACGAUAAAUGAUUUUCUUGAUGUGAUGAAUCAUGUAUUCGGGGCAGUUUUUGAUGUGAAACACAUGAUGAAGUGUCAUGGGUUGUAUGGAGGGCUGGAACGAGUUGCGAAGACGCUUGGCGUGGUUCGAUCAGUGGGGCAGACUCACUGUUCUGGGUCUGAUAGCCUCCUCACAUGGCAGAUUUUUGAGAAGUUAUGCAAGUGUUUUGGCAAGGUCGACUGGUCGGAGGCGAUGGGAGUUAUUGCUGGGCUGGAGUGUCAUGCCUUGAACAGGAGAUUGCAGUUGUAAGCUAAGGCCAAUAGAGUCCGCAGCCGCAUUCAUCCAAUUCAGCAGGGCUUAGUAUGUCACCGUCAUCUAUCCUCUUUGUCCCCGGAACUCUACUUUUGUUCAGUGUGUUGGUGCAACCAUGUAGUACUUACUGGGUAGUUGAA
Messenger RNA from Nelumbo nucifera (sacred lotus), 1040 nucleotides. The record is from RefSeq and is a predicted model, not a curated record. NCBI's taxonomy places the organism in Eukaryota, Viridiplantae, Streptophyta, Magnoliopsida, Proteales, Nelumbonaceae.